AUGGGUCCUUUCGCAACCUCACUGGCCGUGCUGUUGGCCGGCGCCAGCACCGCUUCAGGCACCGUCUUCUCCCUGAAGGAGACGUAUGAUGUGUCCAACUUUUUCAACGAGUUUGAUUUCUUUGAGAGCAGGUGGGGCGGAGACGAUCCCAACCUGGGCUUCGUCAACUACAAAAGCCGCAAAGACGCAUUUGCCAGUGGUCUGAUCAAGUACGAAGGAGAUAAUGUCUAUAUUGGUGUCGAUCAUGAGAACAAAAAAUGGUCCCCCGAUGACAAGGGUCGUCCCAGUAUCCGUCUCGAGUCCAAGAAGGACUACACGAAGGGUCUCUUCAUCGCCCGCUUCAACCACCUCCCCAAGUCGGCUUGCGGCACCUGGCCGGCAUUCUGGACUUACAGCCCAGCCAGCGGAUGGCCCAACGGUGGCGAGGUUGAUAUCUAUGAGAACUGGAGCCUUGCUACGCAGAACCACCCUACUUUCCACACUGGCCAUGUGGAGGAUGUCGGUCGCUGCGUCAUCAACUCGGCUGGUAGCACGGGCUCGAUGCUGCGACCUGACUGCUCCAACGAUCCCUACAACCUCGGCUGCAACGUCGUCGACACGCAGGGACCUUGGGGCUCCUCGGACGGCGGUAUCUAUGCCAUGGAAUGGACGGAUAGCUACAUCCGCGUCUUUACUUGGUCUCACGGCAAUGCCCCCAGCAACAUCGACUCCAAGCAUCCCGACACUGCUGCCUGGGGCAAGCCCGUCAUCGAGGUCCACGACGGCCUCUGCAACAUUAAAAGACAGUUUGGUCCCCAGAAGCUUAUUCUCAACAUUGAUUUCUGCGGUACUGCUGUGGACGCCACGUGGGGCCAGGAGUGUGCCGCCAAGACUGGCGUAAACGUGUGCCAGGACUACGUGCGCAACAACCCCGAGGAGUUCAAGGAUGUCUACUGGAAGGUCAAGGACAUCCGCUACUUCGAGCAGGGCUUCAUCCCAGAUCCCACCUCGUCCUCUACCACGACGACGUCCACCUCUACCACAACUUCGUCGACCAGCACCUCGUCUAGCACCACGACGUCUACGACGACUUCCACUACGUCUAGCACCACCACCAGCUCGACCACCACCAGCUCUGUUCCCACUAGCACCAGCACCUCGUCGUCCACCACCACGCCUACCUCCUCCAGCUCCAGCUCCAGCUCCAGCACUAUCAGCUCUACAAGUUCCUCUACUCCCACCUCGUCUAGCACGUCUUCCACCACCACCGACAACAGCAGCAGCAGCAGCAGCAGCUCGAGCGCGGGUGGUAGCAGCUCCUCGACUUCCGCGGUGACCACCAGCAACCCUACCAGCACAAGCAGUGACACCACCUCCUCCUCGGUGCCUCCCACAAGCAGCAGCGACUCGUCCUCGGUGACCUCCUCCUCUGCCGUUACUACCUCUUCGUCUUCUACUGUUCCCACGUCGUCCUCCACCGAGUCCAACUCGUCCUCGUCGACCGCCACCACGACCGACUCCUCAUCUUUUUCAUCUACGCAGCCCACCAGCACUAGCUCCUCAUCCACGUCAGGCUCUGCAAGCACCUCUUCGACUCUUCCCGGCACCACCACUGGUGCCCCCGUCACGACGGGCUCCUCGUCGAGCACUUCUGCCCCGGCUGUGACCACCUCGUCGGAGGAGUGGACCACUUCUGUCGUCUACACGACCACGACCUACACAGUCACCAGCUGUGCUCCCACCGUCACCAACUGCCCCGGCAAGGGCCACGUCGUGACCGAGACGAUCCCGCUGUACACCACCAUCUGCCCCGUGACCCCCACCGCCACCGCCGCGCCGUCGCCCUCGAGCAGCGCUCCCGGCCAGCCCGAGACCAUCACCACAAAGGUCACCAAGGUCUACACCAUCACCAGCUGCGCCCCGACGGUUACCAACUGCCCCGUCGGCAAGGUCACCACCGAGGUCGUCACUAGCACUGUCUGCCCCGGUUGCAGCAAGAACACCGACAAGCCCAGCGCUUCCUCCACCGAGGCGGGCUGCCGUGGUGGCAACUGCGCCACUGGUGUUCCCGUGAUGAUUGAGACAUCCACCGGCCUCACUGCUUCGUCGUCGGUCCCCAAGGCCUCCAGCAGCAUCCAGUCGCUGCCGUCUACCGGCGUGUCCACUGGCGUGUCCAGCGUCACUCCCUCUGCUUCUUCGCACGUUGCGUCGGCUUCUUCGCAAGUCGCCUCGACUGGCAUCGCUUCCUCCAGCACCCGCCAGCCCACUGGCACCCAGACUCAAGUCCCGACUACUGGCCUCGCCAGCCCGAGCAAGUCUGUGUCCAGAGCGGUCGCCGUCAUCGCCGGCAUGCUGGCCGCUGCUCUUCUCUUGUAA
Akanthomyces muscarius is the source of this 2355-nucleotide messenger RNA. RefSeq lists its product as uncharacterized. Gene Ontology annotation, biological process: glucan catabolic process. The transcript is spliced from 4 exons. The coding region runs from base 1 to 2355 and encodes 784 amino acids. The record is from RefSeq and is a predicted model, not a curated record. NCBI's taxonomy places the organism in Eukaryota, Fungi, Ascomycota, Sordariomycetes, Hypocreales, Cordycipitaceae. Gene Ontology annotation, molecular function: hydrolase activity, hydrolyzing O-glycosyl compounds.